GGCGUGCGCACUUUCCGGCCGAGGCGUGCGGAGGAGGCCGCGGGAGUCCGAGCUGCUGGGGGCACCGCCAUCGCCGCCGUCACCAUGGUGAAGCUGAGCAAAGAGUCCAAGCAACGGCUACAGCAGCUCUUCCGGGGCGGCCAGUUCGCCAUCCGCUGGGGCUUCAUCCCCCUCGUGCUGUACCUGGGCUUCAGGAGAGGUGCGGACCCCGGAAUGCCCGAGCCAACGGUUUUGAGCUUACUUUGGGGAUGAAAGACUAUGUGAACAUCUGGAUUGGAAGUAAUCAGUGGACAAGAGAAGCCCUGCCCGUGUACACUUUGACCAGAACAACGAAGAGAAUGGGCCCUUGAAACUCCUUAUUUGGAUGCUCCCAGCUAGCUCUUCAUGGCAUAUUUAUGGCAAAAUAGUUCUUUUAAUUAAUUCUUGGAGACAGAAUGUAUUGAAAUAAAUAACUUAAACCCUGA
Messenger RNA from Antechinus flavipes (yellow-footed antechinus), 464 nucleotides. RefSeq names its product translocase of outer mitochondrial membrane 7 (gene TOMM7). Gene Ontology annotation, cellular component: mitochondrial outer membrane translocase complex. The transcript has 3 exons. Gene Ontology annotation, biological process: protein import into mitochondrial matrix. NCBI's taxonomy places the organism in Eukaryota, Metazoa, Chordata, Mammalia, Dasyuromorphia, Dasyuridae. The coding region runs from base 85 to 252 and encodes 55 amino acids. The record is from RefSeq and is a predicted model, not a curated record.